AUGGCUCAGAAGUGCGUCCACAAAGGUUGUGGCAAGGUUUACUCGGAUCCAGAUGAGACCUGUGUUUACCAUCCGGGUCCUCCAAUCUUUCACGAGGGUCAGAAAGGCUGGAAAUGUUGUAAACCGAGAGUCCUGACCUUUGACGAAUUCCUCGAGAUCCCGCCUUGCACAGAAGGAAAGCAUAGCACAACUGAUCUACCCCCGGAGAUCGAGAAGAAGACUCCAGAGAAUACCGAUGUGAAUUCGACCUUAGCUUCAAAACUCACCGAGGCUGUAUCUGCAGUACCUACUCGUGCCCCUCUCAAUCCUCAGCCUGCUCCUACUGCCCCCCCGCCGCCUCCCGAGUCCGAAGAUGACGAUUCAUCUCUUGAGAUCCCCGAUGGCAAGGUUUGCCGCCGGAAAGGCUGCAAUGUAGCUUAUAAGAAGAGUCAAGGCAGAUCUGACGACGAGAAAUGUGUCCAUCAUCCUGGCGCCCCCAUAUUCCACGAAGGCAGUAAGGGCUACAGCUGUUGCAAGAGACGGGUGCUAGAGUUCGACCAGUUCAUGAAGAUUGAGGGAUGUAAAACCUCGCCCAGACACUUAUUCAUCGGCUCCGGACAACAGAAGAGCAAGCCCGGCGCGGCCAAUUCUUCCGUAACCGCGAAUGGCGAGGAGCUACUUGAAACCGUGCGGCAUGACUUCUACCAGACACCUUCGACGGUAAUAGCAUCUUUCUUCCUCAAGAAGAUUGACAAGGAUAAAGCGUCGGUGAAUUUCGAGUCUCAAACAAUUGUACUUGACCUACCAACAAGUGACGCGCAACCUAAGCGCUAUAAGACCAGCGUCCCAUUAUUCGGCCGCAUCGACCCAGAAAAGUCGACGCACAAGAUCCUCGGCACGAAGCUCGAGGUUAGCUUGUGCAAGGCGGAUGGCGCGAGCUGGCCGGUCCUGCGGAGCGACGAGCGACUGACAGGCGAGAUCUUGCAGGUUGGACGGGCGGGACGAGUGUAG
This is a messenger RNA of Daldinia childiae, 990 nucleotides long. RefSeq names its product Cysteine and histidine-rich domain-containing protein. Bases 1 to 990 code for a protein of 329 amino acids. NCBI's taxonomy places the organism in Eukaryota, Fungi, Ascomycota, Sordariomycetes, Xylariales, Hypoxylaceae. The record is from RefSeq and is a predicted model, not a curated record. The transcript is spliced from 2 exons.